CAGUGCGUAAGUGAAUGGCGCUGUUGCCGGUGAGUUAGCGUCAGGGCUGGAACCUGCUGCAGCAACAUGGAGUGAAAUUAGAAGGAAAAUAACAAGCAGCGGGGAAGGGAAUUUUUGAGUGUUGGGUGGUACUGAAAAUUUGUGGAGGAAUCCUUUAGUUUACACUCGGGCUUUGAAAUUCUUUAUAAACCCGACAACAAGCCGAAACCAAAAAUGGCUGCAAAUAGCCUUGUGUUGCCCAUAGUACUGUGGGGCCCCAAAGCUCCUACACAUUGUAUUUCAACAUUACUGGUUAUGGAUGAUUUGGCAACCAUUGUUACAGGAUGUCAUGAUGGACAGAUUUGUCUUUGGGAUCUAACUUCAAAAUUGGAGAUCAUUCCUCGGGCCUUGCUGUUUGGCCACACCGCAUCUAUCACUUGUCUUUCUAAAGCUAGUGCCAGCAGUGAUAGACAAUACAUCGUCAGUGCAUCUGAAAGUGGAGAAAUGUGUCUUUGGGAUGUGAAUGAUGGACGAUGCAUCGAAUUUACUAAACUGGCAUGCACUCAUACUGGCAUUCAAUUUUAUCAGUUCAGUGUUGGAACUCAACGCGAAGGAAGACUGCUAUGCUACGGACAUUAUCCGGAAAUCCUUAUAGUCGAUGCCGUUAGCCUGGAAGUGCUUUAUUCUUUGGUGUCCAAGAUUUCUCCUGAUUGGAUUAGUUCAGUGAGCAUUAUACGUUCACUGAGAACACAAGAGGACACUGUGAUAGCAGUUUCAAUGACUGGAAUUUUGAAGGUGUGGAUUAUUACUGCUGAAAUCAAUCGAAUGCAGGAUACUGAACCAGUAUUUGAAGAGGAAUCUAAACCUAUUUACUGCCUGAACUGCCAAAGCAUUUCAUUUUGCACAUAUACACAGCAAUCUCUGCUGGUAGUAUGCUCCAAAUAUUGGCGGGUGUUUGAUGCUGGAGAUUUUUCUCUGCUCUGCUCAGUAUCUAGCACUAAUGAUCAGUAUUGGACUGGGGGUGAAUUUGUAGAUGCUGAAAAAGUUGUCAUUUGGACAGAAGAUGGGAGUAGCUUCACUUACCAGCUACCACCCAGCUGCUUACCAGCCAGUGAGUCCUUCCGCAGUAAUGUUGGCAAAGCCAUUGAGAACUCCAUUCCUCCAUUAUUAUUUAAGGUGCUGGACUGGAAAGAUAAAUCUAGUGUCCAUCAUCUAGAGUCUGGGUAUUUGGGGGAGGCAGUUGUCCACGUUCCUCAUGAGUGUUACCCUGACCCUAUAAAGGCCUGGGAGCUCUACACACCGCAGCUGUUAUCUUGUGUUCGGUCUUUUGAGGCACCACUUCUCAUCUGUCCACCUGUUACACGGUUCUUUUAUGGUCGUAGAGAACCCUUCCUUAAGUUACUGAUUCAGGGAGAUUCAUCAGGGAGACUCUCAAUAUGGUGUAUUCCUGAAACAGUAGACUUGAAUCAGAAAGGUACCGUUCAAGAGUUGAAAGUCACCACUUCUGCAUGCUUACAAGAUACAUUUGAUCAUCUUGUUCCAAGGCCUGCUGGAAUUAUAGACCAGCUGAGCACACUUCCUGGCAGUGAAGAGCCUUUGAAGGUGACAGCUAGUGUUUACAUUCCCUCUCAUGGGCGUCUGGUAUGUGGACGUGAAGAUGGCAGUAUUGUUAUUGUGCCAGCCACUCAGACUGCUAUCGUACAGCUACUGCAAGGAGAACACAUGCUAAGACGAGGCUGGCCCCCUCAUCGAACUCUUCGUGGACAUCGAAGCAAAGUGACAUGCCUGUUGUAUCCACACCAAGUCUCAGCUCGCUAUGAUCAGCGUUACUUGGUGUCAGGUGGAGUAGAUUUCUCUGUAAUCAUCUGGGAUAUCAAUUCUGGUGAAAUGAAACAUAUCUUCUGCAUCCAUGGUGGAGAAAUCACCCAACUGGUCGUACCACCUGAAAAUUGUAGUUCUCGAGUUCAGUACUGUAUCUGCUCAGUUGCCAGUGAUCACUCGGUGGGUCUUCUCAGCCUUCGAGACAAGAAAUGCAUAAUGCUCGCAUCAAGGCAUUUAUUUCCUAUUCAAGUCAUCAAAUGGAGACCUUCUGAUGAUUACCUAGUGGUUGGUUGUUCUGAUGGGUCUGUUUAUGUCUGGCAAAUGGAUACUGGUGCGUUGGACCGAUGUGUAAUGGGAAUUACUGCGGUGGAAAUAUUGAAUGCUUGUGAUGAAGCUGUUCCAGCUGCUGUAGAUACCCUCAGUCAUCCUGCUGUAAAUCUAAAACAGGCCAUGACUCGGCGGAGCCUCACUGCUUUGAAACAUAUGGCACAUCACAAACUACAGACACUUGCUACCAAUCUUUUGGCCUCUGAAGCUGCUGAUAAGGGAGCUUUACCAAAGUAUUCCCAUAAUGCCCUAAUGGUUCAAGCCAUGAAGACCAACCUGACAGAUCCAGAUAUCCAUAUAUUAUUCUUUGAUGUGGAAGCUCUGAUCAUCCAGUUGCUAACAGAGGAAGCAUCCAGACCCAAUCCCACUCUUAUUUCUCCAGAGAGUCUCCAGAAAACACCAGGCAGUGCAGACAAAAGCAGUUCUUUCCUGACUGGGAAGAGAGCAGCUGUCCUCUUCCAACAGGUGAAGGAAACUAUCAAAGAGAAUAUUAAGGAGCAUUUGCUGGAUGAUGAUGAUGAUGAUGAUGAAAUGAGGAGGCAGAAGAGGGAAGAAAGUGACUCAGAAUAUAAGGGCAGCAAAUCAAAGCCACUCACACUGUUAGAGUACAACCUAACAAUGGACACUGCCAAACUAUUCAUGUCCUGUCUUCACGCUUGGGGAUUGAAUGAAGGAUUAGAUGAGGUUUGCCUCAUUCGCCUUGGCAUGUUAAAACCUCACUGUCCUGUAUCUUUUGGUUUGCUGUCAAGAGGAGGACAUAUGUCGCUGAUGCUUCCUGGCUUCAAACAGACCAAGUCACUAGAUGGUGCCAUUGAACCAGGAAAAAAGCAAAUUCUGGGAAACAGUGCAUACAACGUGUCCAGGGCUGUCACAACUCAACACCUGCUGUCUCUCAUUUCUUUAGCCAAUACUUUAAUGAGUAUGACCAAUGCAACCUUCAUCGGAGAGCACAUGAAAAAAUUACCACAAAGACCACAGAAACCAAGCACCCUGGAGAUGACUAAAGGGAAACUUUCCCCUCCAGUCUCUUCCAUCACUGUACAGGGACAGAUCAAACAAGCUGCUGUUGCUGCCCAUGAGGCUGACUGCUCUGGCAAUGUUUUACAUAACUGCCCCUCAGUCAAUGAAGGCUGGAGUCAACUAGCAGCUAUGCAUUGUGUCAUGCUUCCUGAUCAUCUCGGACAGGACAAGUUUAGACCUCCACUUCUGGAGAUGUUAGCCCGACGAUGGCAAGAUCGUUGUUUAGAGGUGAGGGAAGCUGCUCAAGCUUUACUGUUGGCAGAGCUUCGAAGAAUUGAGAAAGAAGGAAGAAAGGAAACAAUAGACACAUGGGCACCCUACUUGCCACAGUAUGUUGACAACAUUAUGUCACCUGGUGUGACAACGGAAGCCAUGCAAGCUGUUAGCGCAAAUCCUGAUUUACAAGGGGCAGAUGCCAAAGUUCAGGAAGAAGAAUCUGAUUUAGCUGAUGAUGAUAUUACUGCAGGCUGUUUGCCAAGUUUUCUUACACAAACAAAGAAAUCAUCGUCAUCAUACGAGGAACGCCGCAAGCAGGCUACAGCCAUUGUCCUUCUCGGUGUCAUUGGAGCAGAGUUUGGUGCUGAGAUUGAACCUCCGAAGCUGCCAACUCGGACUCGGAACACCAAUCAGGUGCCAGAGGGCUUUGGACUGACCAGCGGAGGGAGCAACUAUUCCCUGGCUAGACACACUUGCAAGGCUUUGACAUUCCUCUUGCUGCAGCCUUCUAGCCCUAAGCUUCCAGCACACAGUACCAUCCGCAGAACUGCCAUUGAUUUGAUUGGUCGUGGUUUUACUGUGUGGGAACCUUACAUGGAUGUUUCAGCUGUGCUGAUGGGACUUCUAGAACUCUGUGCUGAUGCUGAAAAGCUUCUUUCAAACAUAACAAUGGGACUGCCGCUCAGCCCAGCAGCUGACUCUGCCCGCUCAGCACGUCAUGCUCUUUCACUUAUUGCUACAGCCAGACCACCAGCUUUCAUAACUACUAUUGCACGUGAGGUCCAUAGGCACACAGCUUUAGCAGCCAAUACACAGUCUCAACCCAAUGUGCACACCAGCAUCUUGGCUCGCGCAAAGAGUGAAAUUCUGCGGGUGAUUGAGAUACUUAUCGAGAAAAUGCCAACAGAUGUAGUUGACCUUCUUGUUGAGGUUAUGGACAUCAUCAUGUAUUGCCUCGAAGGAUCUUCGGUUAAGAAAAAGGGACUUCAGGAAUGUUUCCCUUCAAUUUGUCGGUUCUACAUGGUAAGCUACUGCGAGAGGAGUAACAGAAUAGCAGUCGGGGCUCGACAUGGCUCAAUGGCUUUAUACGACAUUCGCACAGGAAAAUGCCAGACUAUUCAUGGCCACAGUGGACCCAUAACUGCAGUGUCCUUUGCCCCUGAUGGAAGAUAUUUGGCCACAUAUUCCAACGCUGACAGCCACAUUUCCUUCUGGCAGAUGAAUACUUCACUACUGGGGAGUAUUGGUAUGCUGAAUUCUGCACCCCAGCUCCGAUGCAUGAAAACUUACCAAGUGCCCCCUGUUCAUCCUGCUUCUCCUGGUUCUCAGAAUGCACUGAAACUAGCCCGUCUGAUCUGGACCUCCAACCGUAAUGUCAUCCUUAUGGCGCAUGAUGGCAAGGAACACCGAUUCAUGGUUUGAAGCCACCACCUGGAUCACAUGAAAUGUACUAAAGAAAUAAAAAUGUGUGUGCUGUUGGCAAAGCUGGUUAAUGUUUACAUUAAGAUAGUAUUGUGUAGAUGUUUUUCAUAAAGUUUAUCAUAAUUUGCAAUGUCAACUUUCUGUGGGUUUUUGAAAAGAGAUGAAAUAGCUGCCCAACAGUUGUGUCCAAUUACUUAUUGUUUAUACCCACCAUUGUUAGUUUUAACCAUGUUUUGUUGUGGUUUCAAGCAUUUCUUCUCUCUUGCUAUUAUAAAAAUCUCAAAAAUGCAAUUGCUUGCAUGAUGCAUAUCUUACGCUGUGCACCAAAAUCUGGGCUCUCCUGCAGCUAUCCUAGGAAAACAGUGCAAGAUAGGAAGGACGAAAGUCAAGUUUUGACACCAACAAGCAGUUAGACUGAGAGGACAAUUCCUAAGAGUCAUCAAAAUGGUGCAGUGGCUUUCAUUUCAAGGGUUUAAACUUGAAAUAAUACAGGGCUAAUGGAAUAAAGAGGCCCGACAUAAAAUGAGUUGAUAAACUCUCAGCUCAGUCUCUAGUGAUGAUGGGGGACGCCAUGAUACUGCCCUAACUAGCACUCAAAAAGGUCCAAUAAAAGUUACUUGGGUAGUGGGAAAGGACUUAAAGAUGCAAUAUAAUUUACUUUUCUGGAGUUGAAGAAAAGCCAGGAAGCAUUAGUCUGCAUUUAACAAUCCUAUACCCAAUAUACAUUAUUGGAGUAUUUGUGACAGACAUUGGGCAACCAAGAUGGAAUUUUAUUUCACUUCCAACAACUGGUGGAUUAGAUAAUUUGACCUGAUCCCGUGUCUUUUUCUCCGUCAAGUUUCUCCAUUUUCAACUGAUCUAGCACCUCAGUUAAGGAGCUUAGUUCAUUGACGUUGAAGUUCUUAAUUUUUUGUCUCAACACUGUCAAUCCCGGGCAACAUCUUCAUGAGUUUUCCAUCCAGAUUACGAGUUAUCAUCAUCCUGCUGGCAGUGGAAGUUCUCAAGUUUUUUUUAAGGGGUAACAUGAGCGACUAGCAUAAGGUACAGAAUACAGUAGUAAAUUGCCUCUGACAUAGAAUUUGAGGCAAUUCCCAGUCAUUUGGUGUGUGUGUAUCGUAGGAAACUUAAAACCCACAACAGAUGUUCUAUUCAAAGGACAGUUGAAUCCUCUUCAGUUCUACAAAGAUCAUUAUAAUCAUUUUAAUCAUCAGUUACAAACAGCAAAUGUUUACAGUAGCUUUGAAAAACUAAAAACUGGGACCACUUUAGCUUGCUUUCUCACAUUAUUAUUUUAAAUUAAAUUAAAUCCAGUACAGUGUAACUUUACAGCUGCAUUCAAUCCCUGUUAUACAUAACUAGCUAAUGCAUAUGAGGGACUGGUGUAAAGGGUAGAGUAUGACUUAUUGAAUUUAUAGGUUUGCACAAAUUUGCAUGUCACUGAUACAUAAAAUACUUAUUGUUGGAAAUCCUGUUGGAUGCUUUGGAAAGGUGUUGCAAGGAUCGUUUGUGCAAUGCAUGUUGUAUGAGGAAAUCAUAGAAUUACAACUUCUUGAAAAAUUUGGCCUUUUUCACCAGUUCAAAAAAAAAUUGUCAAUGAUUUCAUACUGUUAACUAGCAGUAGAGCGAGUGACCCUUAAAUACUUUUAAAAUACUAUUAGAGCAAGUAUAUCAACAGCAUUUUUCCCCAAGUUAAAUCUGUGUAUAUUAUUGAAUUAUCUGCACAGACACAGCAAAAUCCUCAUUAAUGAAUAUCUGAAUAGAAGCAAUCAGCAAAUAUAGCUGUUUGAAAGGAGUUCAUGCUAUGGUGCCCUAGUAUAUUAAAUGACUUUUCUUCUUAAAUCUGACCUACUUCAAAUAUAUAAUGCUGAGAAGGAUGCUUCUGAAUGCUACAUUUGGUAAUAAAGUAUCUAAAAUACUUUCAAAUCUGGUUCCUAUUUUGUUAAAUGUAGGAAAAAUUAUCUUGAAACCCUGCUCAAGCUGUAAUGAUAAAAAUGCAAAACCUUGUCCUCUGCAGAGGUCAUGUGAUAUUGACGAUGCCUGUAAUUUGAACUAGAUGUCAUAAAGAGUAUGGUUUGGGCAAAACUGUCACUUGUCUAUUCACUUAACAGCAAUUUAUGACUGAAAGGAUCAUUAAAUGACUGAAUACAGUGGGUGGAUGCAUAAUUCUUCUGUGCUAAUAAAAGCCUUUUAUUUGUCAGAAAUUCAUUCAAGGGCAAAGGCUAACUUAAAUUUUUUAAUGAAGGAGAAAAUUACCUUUAUUAAUUCCAGGCAAAAUGUUCAGUAUUUCUUCAAAGGAACUACCCCCUCUUAAGUUUCCUCUGACAGAUGGUUCUUUUUCAUACUGAUUUAAUAUUUAUGCUUCAUGGCUUUAAAUGUGUAUCGAGAAGGUUUUGUCAUAUUGUGCAUUUUGAGUUCAGCGUUCUGCUCACGUACAAAAUUAAUUUACAAGCAUCUUUGAUGAACAGAUCCAAAAUCACACCAUUUUACAGAACAAGGGUAAGGCUGUCUUUCUUGUCUGCCUUUUUGCCAUAUGGCAUUUUUACCUUUUCCAAAAAUGUUUUUUUUUUAAUUUACAAUGACUCCUGCUCCCACCACAGUUGCUUAUAAUAGCCGAUGUCCGAAUGAUGUUUUACAAAUAAAAAUAUUCUAUCAAUCUUC
This is a messenger RNA of Chiloscyllium plagiosum (whitespotted bambooshark), 7443 nucleotides long. RefSeq names its product WD repeat domain 7 (gene wdr7). The record is from RefSeq and is a predicted model, not a curated record. Gene Ontology annotation, cellular component: cytoplasm. NCBI's taxonomy places the organism in Eukaryota, Metazoa, Chordata, Chondrichthyes, Orectolobiformes, Hemiscylliidae. Gene Ontology annotation, molecular function: protein binding.